This is a messenger RNA of Blastomyces dermatitidis ER-3, 1743 nucleotides long. RefSeq names its product seryl-tRNA synthetase. The transcript has a single exon. The record is from RefSeq and is a predicted model, not a curated record. Lineage: Eukaryota; Fungi; Ascomycota; Eurotiomycetes; Onygenales; Ajellomycetaceae. Gene Ontology annotation, biological process: mitochondrial seryl-tRNA aminoacylation. Gene Ontology annotation, molecular function: serine-tRNA ligase activity; ATP binding; tRNA binding. Gene Ontology annotation, cellular component: mitochondrion. Bases 1 to 1743 code for a protein of 580 amino acids.
AUGCCACCCCCUCCAAUGGCUGCACUGAGGAAUCCCUACGUCUGCCUCAGUUGCAAGCUUCACAACCGGCAAAUACUCAGCACGUUCUCCCAAUUCUACCGCUCUUUCUCCAUAUCUCUUCAUCGGUUCUCAUCCACGUCCGCCGUAGUAAACACCGCACCCCGCCCACCCACAGCCCCGAAACCAACGCCGGACAUUAAACACAUCCGCGAAAAUGCCGCUCUCUACUCCCAAAACUGCAUUGACCGCAAUUACCAUGACCUUGCCCAAUAUCCGUACGAGAUCCAACGCCUCUCUGCAGAGUCCCACGAGCUACAAGUUGCCCUGCGAGAACCACAGCGCAAGAUCAAACAAAUAGAGUCCGCUAUCGCAAAACUCAGGAAGGACUCCUCUGACUCAUGCAAUGCAGAUCCAGUAGAGAAACAGAAACAAAAAACAAAAGUUGAAGAAGAACUGUCCACCCUCCGCCUCUCCGCGCAACAUCUCAAGGACCAAUCCCACCACCUAACAACAACCCGCGCAGCCCACGCCAAAGAGAUAGAACGUCUCGGCCUCUCUCUCCCAAACCUCACAAGCCCCGAAACACCACCAGGAGCCGAGCCCCGCGUCGUAAACUACAUAAACUACGACCCGAACUCACCUGCGAACUUACCCACCCACACCACCUCUCACGUCACCAUCGGUACAGCCCUCAAUCUACUAAACUUCGCCAGCGCCUCCCACGCCAGCGGCUGGGGCUGGUACUACCUGACCAACGAAGCUGCUCUGCUCGAACAAGCUCUAAUCCAAUACGCGCUCAGGGUCGCCUUGCGACGGGGUUGGCAAGCAGUCUCUCCGCCAUCCCUCGUCUACUCGCAUAUUGCGCAUGCGUGUGGAUUCCAACCGCGCGAUGCGCAUAAUGAGCAGCAAAUAUACCAUAUCGAGCAGAGUGAGAGAGAUGUAGCGCGCGGCAGGCCCGGGCGGUGUCUAGCGGGCACGGCGGAGAUUCCGCUUGCGGCGAUGUUUGCGGGGCAGGAGAUUGGAGGAAAGGGGAAGGAGAGCCAGUUGCCGAUGAAGAUGGUAGGGGUUAGUCGGUGUUUUAGGGCAGAAGCUGGCGCAAGAGGGGCGGAUACACGGGGUCUGUAUCGUGUUCAUGAAUUUACGAAGGUGGAGCUGUUUGGAUGGGCGAUGCCAGAUUCUGCUGGUGAAGGUACCACUCGCAAGGCUACGCCAGCAUCUAAUGGCAAGGGCGGGGGUGCAGCGGUAACAGCAACAACCCUCUUCGACGACAUCCUCGCGCUCCAAACUGAAAUCCUCACCGCGCUAAAUCUCCCGUGUCGCGUCCUAGAGAUGCCCGCACAUGACCUCGGAGCCAGCGCCGCCCGCAAGCAGGAUAUAGAGGUCCUGUUUCCUUCCCGGAUGGCCUCCUCGCACUCCUCCUCGCCCACCGAAAAUGCCACUAGCAAUGCGACCAGCAACAACGACAUUGACGUGGAAUCAGGUUGGGGCGAGGUGACCUCCGCCUCCAUCUGCACAGAUUACCAAACCAGACGGCUAGGGACAAGGCUUAAGUCUGACGCUGGUGAUGGUGGUGCUGGGAAGUUUCCGCAUACGGUGAACGGGACGGCGAUGGCAGUCCCGAGGAUUAUUGCGGCGUUGUUGGAGCACGGGUGGGAUGAGAAGAAGGGGGUUGUUGUGUUGCCAGAAGUUCUGAGAACGUGGAUGGGGGGAAUAGGGGUUAUAGGGGGCAAGGAGGAGAGUUAA